Messenger RNA from Pelobates cultripes (western spadefoot toad), 30559 nucleotides. The record is from the annotation of a GenBank genome assembly. NCBI's taxonomy places the organism in Eukaryota, Metazoa, Chordata, Amphibia, Anura, Pelobatidae.
CAUUCAUCGACAUCACUGCCAGGGUUUGAGGGAGGGGAGAAAAGUUAGCUGAACUUAGAAAGUUGGUGUAAGGGCUCAGGGGUGCCUGGCAGUGACUGCUGCCUUACAACACGAUGGAUGCAUUAAAGUCUGCAGGAAGGGCGAUCAUCAGGAGCCCUAGCCUAGCCAAGCAGUCAUGGGGAUCGGGCAAGCACAAGAGUAAGUCAGGGCGAGUAACAGAGCUGGAGAUUUAAAGGGAAGGCGGGGGGGAGGGAAUGAGUAAUACUUUGCCUUAUUGAACACAUUCCUGUAAUGUUUACUCUGCGUGUGCGUAUGGGUGCUAACUAGCCCUUUCUCUCUCGGUCUCCCUAGACCCCCCCGAACUGGAUUGGUUAACUGUUUGGUUGCUGUGGUAUAGAGUUAAAAUGUCUUGUGUGUUUUCUGGUAGCCACUGGGCUCAGUAAACGUGUAUUUAUUAUUCCCAUCAGGGAUCGAUGACCUGGUAUGUGCUACAGUUGUAAAUAAAACUCUCUCUAAAUUAAUUGCAGAUUGAUGACCAGUUUGUAAGAUGACCUCUUAGAAGGUUUCGUAAAAAGAGAAUGAACUGGCUUGUUUUAAUCCAAGUUGCCACACUCCGUAUAUAAACGCCCGUAUGUAAAAGUUGGUGUCGGUUUUAAUGUUGAAAAGCGCUUACUGGUUCUCUAGUACUUGUUGUACAUGAAACUGCAUCCUCUGAGAGCCGGAGGGAGAGGUUCUGGAAUGAUUUUUGGUAUGUGUAGAUCAAAUGACAAAGGCUAAACCUGUUGACAAAUGUUAGUUAAUAGAAACACUGCAUUUCUAUUGGUGGUCGCCUGAUUGGUUAAUUUGUUUUAAUGUUCACUGAGACUGUGUUUAAUGAUUUAAAUGGCUGUAAGCUAUGUAUAAAAUCAUGGCGUAAGUGUACUCCUAUAAAUCGAUGUGCCUAUUGUUUAAGAGAGGUAAACAAUGUAAAUGGAACACUGUUCUGUCUUCCUGUUUCAUUUGGUGUUACCUGAUGAGAUGCAUCAGUCGCUUAAAGUGAGUAAUUUAAUAAAACUUUCAGACUUUAGGGGUAACUGUAAACUUUGUUCCGAAAAGUGAGGGGUCUUUUCAGCCCCUACCUUGAUUGUUGGUGUUGCGUUUUAUAGUGAACUUGUCUUUUCAGAAGACUACAUCAUUUUGAAUGGCAGAAAGUGAAGUAGAACAUGGUGGUAGUGGACUGACUGUUAGGCUGUUAAAUCAUUGCAUAAAGUUGAAAGCAACUGGUAGGGGAAAAAUACAGAUCUAACAAACUCAGUGCCACUUUAACUAUUCCCCCAUGCUAUAAACUUUUUUUUUUUUUUUCUGCUAAUGACCAGACUUUGCUUCUGAGGGGGUCUCUCACCAAAUUAAUAAGUGGGUAAACCCAUAUUCUAAGGUCUUGGCUUGCUCCAUUAACAUGCACAGCCAUGUGUUGACUUUCUCUUAAGUCAGUGCAGAAUAUUUUCAAGUGUUAACUAUUCAAUGUAAUGGUGCAACAUUGCACUACUUAUUUUGAUAUGAGGCAUCUGAAGUUCCCAGCUGCAUGAUCCUUUUUGAGGAACAGGUCUCCACAUGAACCUUCAGAUUAAUAUGAGUUUUGUAAACAAUCUUUCCUGCAGGCUGACCUAUAACACUGCAUAAAAAGUUCAUAUGUAUCACUCAAUCAGGCUAAUUCAGAUAGACGUGUAUGUCUUGUUGAAGUGCACUAAAGGCUCCAUAAACAAUACAGCAAGUUGUUCUUUAGUCUAUCAAAGCAGGAUUGGAGACAGACCAAUGUCAAGAUGAAACCAUAGAUUUAAAUGUGUGGUUUUUUUUUUUUUUCUGUGUUAUGUAUAACCCAAACUGUGUUAUUUACAUUCAACGUCAAUGUGAAUUGUAAAUGUCUAGGAGAUAAUUUUGAAUUUACAAUCAAAACUAAAAUCUGCCUGAAUAGUGUUUAACUGUGCAACAUUUAAAUCUAUGCAGUACUUUAAAACCCCAAAUAAACCAUGUAAAUCCUACGUAGCAUUUGUAAUUAAGCUUUCUGGUAUAUAUAUAUAAAUUUAUGCAUUGGCACCAACUGCUACUGACUGACUCUACCCCAACAAUAGCUAAGAUUGUAAUUGGGGCACUGAUCUAAUUGUUCACGUAAUAACUCUUAAUGUUUCCCUGUGAAGAGUAAUUCUGAUAAGCGCCCAGUGCAAUUAUCAAACGCGUGGACGUCCAAAGCUGUUUCUGAUCCCAGUGAGUCUCUUCUUAUAACUGCUGAUUUUAAAUCCGAUUUCUGCAAAAUUGUACCAUGCUUUAAUGUAUGAAUAUCUACAUACAGGCUUUUUUUUUUAAAUUUAUUUUUUUAUUUUUUUAAUGCAUUGCAGCAUCCCACAGCUAUAUGUAUUAUGUGAGUAGAUUAAAGGGUCUUUGUUCUACUAGGUCUCAGCAGAAACUGAAUCUUUAUUUACCAUGAACAAUUGACAUUUGUUGUCUUCAUUGUGUUCAUUUAUUCAGGGAUGGUUUUUUGUGCACCUUGCUAUGUUUGUCCCAGUAUUGAAAGGGAGGCAUCUAUAAUUUGUGUCACAAUAAAAGGAUGAAAGGUAAAAGCGCACACAUAAAAAAAAAAAAAAAACAGAAUAUUGUUACCUGUAAUGUAUACAAUCGUGGUAACCAAAAGUAAAUAAUCCUGGUAUAUACUAAUAUGUAUUUACCUAUAAAUACAUAAUAAGACAACAAAACAUAGUGUAUUCUGUAUAAGAUAUAAUAGCAGUGAAUGUAGAAGAGCUGAAACCACUCACAAUUUUUUGAGCCGAUUUAAAAGUUGGCUCAGAACUUAUGCAGCAUAUAUGUCUCAUUCAUGGACAUAGAUGAAACUUUUCUUUCGGAUAAAUUCUCUGGACUCUCUGAAACCAGGGGUUUGGAGUAGACAAAGAUUCUUCCCUUGGAUGAAAUACUACGUCUCAUAAAAUUAGAUAGUCAGGAACCAAAAGAAAUAUAAAAGUAUUUAUUUCUUAGUAUAAAUAAGAUAAAAGCAGGCACAACAAGUUUCAACCACCAAAAUGUGGUCUUCCUCAGGUGCUGGUCAACAUAAAAGUGAACACAAACAGUUUAUAAAGGAUACAAUGAUAAAACAUAAUUGAUUACACCUGUGUUAAACAGUUUCCACCCCUUUCCUUAUUUGGUCAUAACCGUAUGUGCACUGCCACCUCCAAUAUGGCCGCAAUUCCGGUUUCCGGACAUAAUUAGGGUGCCAUCUUGGUAUCCCAUAAAAAGAUAUUCCACAUAACGAAAAAAGAAGAAAUAUACAUAAACAUCUUCCAUACAUGCUGUGCCUACUUAGCACAGGCAGCAAAGGCAAGAAAGUGGCCUGUUGAGGUCUGUGCUGUUCGGGAAAUGUAUAUAAAACCGCCGCAUACAGUUCUUCGUGUCACUUCUGGUCACGUGAUCUUUGAUCCGUCGUGUCACUUCCGGUUUCGCUGAAUCAUUGAAGAAAUGUCCCAAACUUCCACCCUUACUUGUAGUUGUCCAUAUAUCCCAGUCUCUCAUGAUCCAACAGAGGCAAAAGGUGCCAUUUUAGAGCACGGCACACAAAGUCCCAUAUCAUGUACAUAUAGAAAAAAGAGAGAAGAAAUUUAACAAUUAUGAUUACAUAAAAAUAUCAAUACCCAAUUGAAUGAACAACUAAAAGUGCAAGAAGGUGUGCAAUAAAGCGAAGUACCCAUAAUAACAUUCAAAAAAGAUACCUCACCAAGAGAAAAUCCCAAAGAGGAUACACAUUUAGAGACCAAUAUAUAUUUUUUAUAAUAAAGAAAUUAUAGUUAGAUAAAUCCUUGUAAAAACUUUAAAAAAUAAUGUAAAAAAUUAUCAUUAAUAUAACUAAAAUAUGUUAUAAUAUACGCCGACAUAUAUAAAACUUUUAUAUAUAUUUUUUUAAUUUAAAUUCCUUUAAAAGUCCCAUAUGGGGGGCGGAACUAGCUGCCAAGCAGACAAGUCGCAUGAAACCCGAGCUCCGACAUUACCACGGCAAAACGGCCAAAGAACCCUCAAAAACCACCUCCACAAACUGGGGAAAGGCUGAGGAAGAGUCGGCACACUAUGGGGAAACACUCACGGAAACCCCGAGUGUCAUCCGCGGGACAUACCCACGAUAUCGGGCAACUCUGGUCCCAGGCAUGCAGGCCCAAAAUGGCGGACGCCUUCCAAACCAUGGGGAUGGAGUCUCCCUCUGCCUCAGAGGAUGAUUACCUGAGCGACAUGCCGACACCCCAACGGAAGCAACAAACUGCACCACCAAGGCAGUCAGAACCACCACUAGCCACUAAGGCCGACCUAUCAGGCAUGGUAACUGGCCUUAAGGCCUUCUUCACAGCUGAACUAGCAGGCCUCAAGAUGGAGCUGAGCACACUUACAGGCCGCAUGCGAGCCACGGAAGAAGCAGUCCAGGACUUGAGAGCCCAGCAUGGCAAACGCAGGAGCUAGCAACCACAUGCUCACAACUAAGCGCCCGAAUGGGGCAGCUUGAAGAUAUGGCGAGACAGAGAAAUAUCAAGGUGAGGGGGAUCCCAGACACUGUGACAGCAGACGAACUGCCGCUCCUCAUAAAGAGGCUGCUACAGGCUGCCCUUCCCUCUAAACAGGCCAAAGGACUGACCCUGGACAGCUUAUUCCGCAUACCGGGGCGCCCACGCAAUGCCCCAGACUCCGCAAGGGAUGUCAUAAUGAGCUUCAAAUCCUGCUCAGAUAAAGACUGAUUCCUCCGUGCUCUCAGGGGCCAGACCCCGUAUGCUUUCGAGGACUUUGCCUUAUACUUUUACCAAGACUUGAGCCGCCAGACACUGCAGUGGUUUCUUUCAGGGAUGCACGCCACAACACGACUGAGGGCAGCAGACAUAUAAUACAAAUGGGGCUACCCCCAAACGCUAAUUGCCACACAAGAAAGGCAAAGCCACCGACUGACAACACCGGCGGAAGCACCACAAUUUUUACAAGCACUGGGCAUUCGCCCUAUGACAGGUGCAAAGACGAGAACGCCACACCGGUGGGAUGUCGCCAACAUAGCACCAUUAACCCCAUCGGGACAGGCAGCCCAAGAACGAAGCAGCACUGUGCACCCACCGGUUCUUAAUGUGGGGGAAAAAAACUAUCCAUCUCAAGGAACUAGUAAAGGCACCAGCUGGAUUUAUAUCACGCUGACUUAUGCAAUGUCCUCCCCCAUUUGUAAACAAUUUCAUGUAUAACUUGUAUGCCUGAUAUACAUUUCGAUGUAAUUUUCUUUUUGUACCUAAUGCCAUGUUAUAGGCUAGCCAUCUAGUCUGCAGACCGCGGCAGCUCAAAAAUACUUACCACUUAAUACACAGAGACCGCACGACACUCCGACCUCACAGACCCUUCAACCUGGCACAACCUACAGGGCACCCAGGUGACAUCUUAAGGCCAUAGACACAAGUGGCACAUACCUUCACUGCAAAACCCUCCCCCUUCCCCCCCAAUCCGGGGUUAAUGAGCCUUAAUAUAUGUAAGCCCCUAUAACGCCUCUAGCCGCCACACUGGAGAUCCAGAAACCCAGACCCAGGCUUAGCUCACCUAACUUGAAAAAUGCACACAAAGCCUCUCUACGCAUAUGUUUAGUUAUAGCACCUGAGCCUGGAAGCGCAUGUUACCUACAUGUUAGCCUCCUUUGCUCACUAAUCUAGCACCUGAUAUCACAGCAGACAUGCCUGUUUCAGCCGGUUAUUAACCUACCUUGAGAUUGUAAAUUAUGGCACUAAACUUAGGCGCUGUGGCUCUUGUGUAUAUAUACCUAACCUGUUACAGUUCAGCGCUUUCCGAACAAGAGGCAGUAUCACUCGCCUGCACACUAUCACACUCUUAACAAGCCAUCACAGUGUACUAUGCCUGACUUUAUCAUUUAAAAAAAAUACAGAAUUUUAAAAAAAAGUCCCAUAUAUGCAAAAAAAAUGUUUUAAUAAAAUAUUAAUCUCAAAAUCAAUAUUAAGACCUUUUCGGAGUUAAAGUGCACAAAUCAAAGAUCCAUUUGGAUUCUUUCAUGCUAAGAGUCUUGGCUGUAUCUCCCCCUCUCCAAUUUCUCUUUUCUCAAUUCCACAAAAGAUCAGAUAUUUAGAAUCUGAGUUGUGAUGGUCGUGGAAAUGUUUAGACACACUGUGGUUGGGAAAACUUCUAUUUAUAUUUCUCAAGUGUUCACUAAUUCUUAGUUGUCAGUCUUACCCACAUAUUGAAAACCACAAGUGCAUUCUAAAAGAUGGAUAACAUUGGAGGAAUGACAUGAAAUAAAAGAUUUAAUAGCUUUUUUUUUAUUUUAUUUUUUUCGUAUUUAUAGAGGAGAAAUUAUCAAUUUUCUUAUUGUACUGCAACAUGCAUUCCACAGUAAUAAAAGCCCUUCUGUUCUCGUGUCCAAUCAGUUUAAAAAAACUUGUAGUUAGGAUCUGUUUAAGAUUCUGAGCUCCCCUAAAAAUAAAGUUGGGUUUGGUACCUAUAAACUGGUGUAUAUCUUCUUCUUGUUGCAAGAUAUGCCAGUUUUUUAAUUAAUUUUCUUUACCGCUCCAAUAUUGCUAGAAAAGUAAAAAAUCAAAGGGAUCUGCUCCUUAUGGCGAUCACAAUUCUCUUUGUUCUUAUAUUGUAAAAGAAGAGACCUAUCUAUUUUAGCCACUUUAUUUAUAUUAUCUUGUAGGGCCUCUUCUUCAUAUCCCUUUUGAACUAAUUGGUUUUUAAGAACAGUAGCUUGAACAAAAUAGUCUUUUUGAUUGGUACAGUUUCUACGCAUCCUUAAAAAUUUGGCCCUUGGGUAUAUUGUCUAGCCAAGGCCGAUGGUGACAACUCUCCAAUUCAAUAAAACUAUUUACAUCGACUUGUUUAAAAAAAAAAAAUUUUGGUCAUUAAAACACUUUUUUUUUUUUAUUUUUUUUUUUAUAUAAAUAAAAAUAGUAAGAUCUAAAAAAUCUACACUAUCUCUACUAAAACUUUUGGUCAGAGAUGCUCCAGUUAUUGGAAUUUUUUUCCUUUAGCGCCACCUAUAACACUUAUAUCAUCUAUAAUUUGUGUGAACACUUCUCUCAGCUAAUGAGGCAGGGCUAUUUGUUACCCCUUUCACAGGUCUCAGAAGCACUUAAAGUGGAACUGUCACAUUUAGAAAAGUGACAGUUCUUUGUUCCCUCAACACUGUAGUAAAGCUCUUGCAGCAUUUACUGGGAUUAAGUAAAGCAGCAGAGGAAAUUUAUUUUAUUUAAAUUUUAUUUUGCAAACAAAUUUGGGGGGUUUGAAAUUCUUGUGAUGCGUUGUCAUCAAGGAAGAAAUUCCAUAUGAGCGAGCUCAGUGCUGUGUGCACUGUGGGUUAACAAACUUGCAUACUUUGCAGUGUUCAUGGCAUAUAACAGUGGUGGCGAACCUGUGGCACACCGGGCCCUCUGGGCACGCGGCUAUAGGUCGCCUGAGGAGGGAGCCGCUGGCUUUCAGCAUCAAUGCAGAGUAGGCGCCUGCCCAAAACGGCAGGCAUCUACUCUGCUUCUGUGGCUGAAGGGCAGGGGGAGGGAUCGAGGAAGCCGCUCUCCUGUCCUCCUGCGAGCAAUCUGUGUGGCAUGUUGCUGUGCAUUACCAUGGCAACACUCCACAUCGCGUGGGAGGACAGGAGAGCUGCUUCCUACACAUACAGUACUUACCACCACCGGACCACCAGGGAUGGCUGUCUCCCGCCCUCCUUCACCAAAGGUAAGAAGAAGGGAGGGGGAAACAGAUUUUUUGUUUAUAUUUAUAUUAUAUGUGUUGUCCCCUCCCACACACAGCACCCCUGUUGCCCUGUUGCUGGAACCAGAGUCUCUUCUCUUGUGGCAGAACAGUAGAUAUAGAAGGUAGUGGUAGGCUUCUCAAACUCUGGGAAAUAUAGGGGGGAGAUGACACAGAUAUAGUGUAGUAUGUUAAAUAGUAUGUUAAAUUGCUGAUAGUGGUAAAUAGAAAAAUUUGCACUUAUAAAUUUCUGGCGCUUAUAUUCAGCUCCAGAUAUGCUCCUGGACGGUACAGUCCCAGUCUAUGGAUAUCAUGAUGGUCCUGGUACGCUCUCAGAGGCGUCUUCAGGGUAAGGGUGUUCUUGUGACAAAACAGGUAUCCUCUGUGUAUAGGAGGAGAAAUAAAAACACAAUUUAGUGCUCUGUAUGGUCUGGGAUAAAAGAGGUAUACUCACAAACUGGGAGCAAAAGGAAUAAUGCUCAGUAUAGGAAGCGUAGGUGGAAUAAUCCCCACCAAGGAUAUCACUUGCGAGUCCUCCAGUUCUUUAUGAUAAAAUCAUGAUGUUUAAAAGGAUAGGCUGGGAGGCUCCAAAAUAGCUUUAAUUCGCUAUAUUUAUUGGAAACAAAAUAAAAAACAAUAUAGCAAAAGGCUGUAUAAAACGCAUUUCACCUGUUAGCAAGGUUUUUUUCAAAGUGUUACAGCGCGCAGGUCCUAUCCUGUUUAAGUAGCAUUGCAAUUACUGACAUCAUUCUAAUUAGUGACAUCAUAGAUCAUGUGACCAAACAUUCAGGUAAAAUUUUAUAGAAAUUAAAAUAAAAACAUGAGAUUAAAUACGUACUUAGAAUCGUAAUAUAACAAUAAAAUAGACCUUUUUUAUUUGUAAAAUAAAAGUUAAAAAGAAUGGGAUAGCUUUAAGAGGGGACACAAAGAUAGCCGCCACUGGGGGGCGGAGCCUGGCCGAGAGGAAGCAAAUCUCCUCAGCUCUCUAAACCUGAAACGUAUAGAGUGGAUUUCACUGACCAAAAGAUGUCUUACCGACACAAAAAGGUCGUCAACAGAAAGGUGACAGCCAGAGGCACAAGUGGAUACCAUCCGUGACACACAGCGAGUAAUAUUUCCCUGAGCUGAGGAUGAGGCUUAACAACAUGGCGGACGGCAUAAACCCCAGCACAAAGACAAAGCCCCAGGGACUGGGCAUCUGCCUUUCAGGCAAAGUUUGAAGUCUGCGAGCGCUUCUGGGCAAAGUUGGAGGCUAGGCACCGGCCUCAACAGCCACCAAUGACCAGCACCAACCAGAUAAAGCUAACUGGCGCCAGACCAAGACUCUGUUUGGAGAAGGCCCAACGGGCAAAGCACUCCACAACGCACAACAGAGUGCCGGCUGAAACACAGAGCUGCAGCCCUGCAUGGCCACAAACUAACCCGCAAGCGUCAGCCACACACGCUCAAGAACACAGAGAGCAAAUGGAGAACCAAGCGGGCAAGAUACGGCACCCACUGCGCCUCGGGAGAGGCCUGGGACCCCACUAAGACUCAGGCAUUUAGAAACGGAGCACCGGCUCACCAGCAACCCCAGAGAUGGAAGGGCUCCACAGCACCAUGCAGCAACUAAAUGCACACCCAGAUGUACUCACCCACUCCACCCGUCAGCAACCGGGUGCAGAAGCCUGCACUCUUCAGCUCCACCACAGACCUGGACCCUGCCAACACACCAGCACCUUUAACCGGCAUUCGUGCGCAGAAACCCGACCAACCUCGCCAGAAGAAAGAAGCUUGGUACACCCAAGACAGGCAACAGAGGCAUGGGUUUCCAGGCAGCACUCCCGCUCCAGCCAGAGUCUCUAAUGGGCCACAGAAUGGACUAUCUGCUUCAGCACAUAAGUGGCAUCGGGUAAAGAUCCGCGGCUAUGGGGACUCUUUGUACUGCAGCUGAGCACAAUACAUUCAGCUGGCACUUAAUGUUUUGUCCAUAUCGCUCUGCUACUCCCUACCCCGACCUCACUCCAGCAGUUUUAUAAUACAUGCAUUACCAGUAUGUACUGAAUUCACUGAUUUCGAUGCCCAGCCUGUGUCACUCACUCAUGGAAAAAAAUAAAAUAAAAAUAGGGCAAUAUCACCAUAGGAUAUUUCCCUGCCUGCACCUAAGCUUCUAAACCUACUAAGAAACAAUUGUUCCCCUUUAAUUUGCUUAGCAGGCACUAUAAGCGCUGACCUAACUCAACCAGCCCAUGUAAAACUGUCAAGUUCUUAGAAUGGCCUGUUUAGCAUAAACCUAAUCUUAAUGCUCAGUGAAAGCAUAUGUACCAGAAUAGGCAUGCUAUGCUAUACUUAAAUCGAGUUUAAUGUAACCUAAAAUGCACGUAUUCUUGUUUAACACUACCUUUUAAAAAUUGUGCUGAUUUUCUAAUGCUACACAUUUGUUUUACCAUGUUGAAAUACCUGUGCCUGUUUCUGCUGUUGUGGCAUGGCAGACAUUGUAAUCAUCUGCACAAUAAAAAUAAAGAAUUGAAGAAAUGAAGAGCUGCCACCAGCUAAGCGUAAAUAGUAGAAUGAAGGCAUGAAUAGUUGUGAUAUAGCAGCCUGGGAAUGACUAAAAAGGGUAAGGGAAGCAGACCCUAGUAAAAACAAGCGUUAUAUGCUAAAAUAUAGUGAGAAUAUGACAGCUGCCAUUUUGGAUAUUCUUGCACUAUAUAUUUUAGCAUAUAGAAGGCUUUUUAAAAAGUGUCUGUUUUAUUACAGACCAUACAGAGAGCACUAUAUUGUGUGUGGGUUUUUUUUUUUUUUCUCCUAUACAGAGGAUACUGGUUUUGGCACUUUGACACAAGAACACACUUACCCGGAAGACUCAUCUGAGAGUGUACCUGGACUAUCAUCAUAUCCAUAGACCGGCAUUGCACCAUCCGGGCGCUGAAUAGAAGCUCCAGAAAACUUAGUGCAAAUUUUUCUCUAUUUACCGCUAUCGGCAAUUUAACAUACUACACUAUAUAGCAGUGUCCUCUCCUGUCUCCUAUAUUUCUCAGUUUGAGAAGACUACCACAGGUGCUGCUUCCUGACACUACAUUUUAGUACCCAUAGUUUGUUUGGGUUUUUGUGUUCUUCGUGUGUAAGUGGAGCAGUAAGUCUGCUCAAACUCUGUAAGCUCCCAUGAACUACUUGCUGUGUUGAAUUUGAAUAUGCAGGAUAACAAAUUAAAUUCAAUCUUUAUUUAGGCAGGUUAAGAUGUAGCGGAUGAGAUUCAGCUUCCUGAUGAAGGCACUAAUCUGUUUUCUGGUGCAUGUAGUUCCAGGAGGCGGGGCUUGGCCUUCUUGCAUAUGUUGGGUUGCAAUUUUAUUUUACAAACAAAAUAGAUUAAAAUGUGCUAUAAAAUUGCUUUUAAUCCAGUCCCUGUGCUAGUUUACACACCUGAGUGGUCACCAGUGCCCUCUCAUGGACCAAUCAAAUGCUUCUGUUAGAGAAACACUUGGUUGGAUGGUUUUCCUGGUUCCUUGUAAAGAAAAGAUGCGGGCGGGGAGGGGCUGAAGUAGGUUGAUGGCUACAAUUUGGGAAAAGGGCUGUGAGGGGGAGGUGGGGGCUGGGGAAUAGGAACAUGAGCUGAAAACAGUGUAUUCCUCCCUUCCUCCCGGAGACCUACGUUGGGACAUGAUCUGCAGUCAGUGAAGUUGGCAGGCCUCUCCUGACGAUAUCAGGAUGAGGGGGCAUGACUUCCUUUACUCCCUGACUCCCCAGCGGUCCUAGAAGAGCAGAGGAAGUCACGCGCUGCCCUCCUGACAGGAGAGGACGGCCAACUCCACUGGCUGCAGGGAGAUUAAGGUUAGUUCAAAAAUCAAAGUCCCCAGCCAGAGGCAGAGAAUUUGUAUUUUUGUGACUUAAGGCGGCAGCUUGUGCCACCUUAUGGAUGGUCCGGCCCUGACUGCAGAUAAGGUUCUAAUAUAGUGAAACAAAAGAAGGGAUAGCCACAGGCAUGCACACUGUAAUGCUUGCAAUGAAGAAACUGGUGACAGAUAUCCUGCUGGUGGAGUUUUUUUUAAAGCAGAAGUUUUUUUGGAGGUUGCAGUACUUGGCCUUUGCCCCUAGGAUUGUAGCUCAGGUCCUUCUGAUGUUCUAUAUUUUUAAACCAUCACAGUGUGAGUAGAUCCUUGUUGCAGUGCCUACUGUCAGGUCUGCAGCCAGAGUUUUUCAUUAGUGGAAGUUAAAGGGACCAUAUAGGCACUCGGACCACUUCAGCUCAUUGAAGUGGUCUGGGUACAGUAUCCCUGUUUACAUAGCCGCUCUAAGUCUGCCUCCAGUGGCUGUCUGCCAGACAGCCACUUGAGGCGCUUCCUGAUUCCAUACGGACCUUUGGUCCGGUAUCUGACACUGGACGGCCUCACGCUCUGCAUGAGGACAUCCAGUGUGAGGUUUUUCGCUAUAGAAAAGCAUUGAUUCAAUGCUUUCUAUGGGGAGAUCUAAUGCGCUGUCCCUUGGUGCUGAGAUCAGGUUAGUAAAGGUGUUUGAAUAUUUUAUUUUUAACCCAUUAUUGACCACGGGGUGGGGGAAUGCGUGGGGAGGCUGUGGGAGCUAUAGUGUCAGGAAUACAGCUUUGUGUUUGUUUGCAUGAAAAUCAUGUUUUUCUUGAAGGAUGCAGACUUCUUCCUGUACCACUGCUUGAAGAAGGUGUCUUCCAGGAACUGGCAGUAGGACUGGGAGUUGAGCUUGACUCCAUCCUCAACCCGAAAAGGCCCCACAAGCUCAUCUUUGAUGAUACCAGCCCAAACCAGUACUCCACCUCCACCUUGCUGGCGUCUGAGUCGGACUGGAGCUCUCUGCCCUUUACCAAUCCAGCCACGGGCCCAUCCAUCUGGCCCAUCAAGACUCACUCUCAUUUCAUCAGUCCAUAAAACCUUAGAAAAAUCAGUCUUGAGAUAUUUCUUGGCCCAGUCUUGACGUUUCAGCUUGUGUGUCUUGUUCAGUGGUGGUCGUCUUUCAGCCUUUCUUACCUUGGCCAUGUCUCUGAGUAUUGCACACCUUGUGCUUUUGGGCACUCCAGUGAUGUUGCAGCUCUGAAAUAUGGCCAAACUGGUGGCAAGUGGCAUCGUGGCAGCUGCACGCUUGACUUUUCUCAGUUCAUGGGCAGUUAUUUUGCGCCUUGGUUUUUCCACACGCUUCUUGCGACCCUGUUGACUAUUUUGAAUGAAACGCUUGAUUGUUCGAUGAUCACGCUUCAGAAGCUUUGCAAUUUUAAGAGUGCUGCAUCCCUCUGCAAGAUAUCUCACUAUUUUUGACUUUUCUGAGCCUGUCAAGUCCUUCUUUUGACCCAUUUUGCCAAAGGAAAGGAAGUUGCCUAAUAAUUAUGCACACCUGAUAUAGGGUGUUGAUGUCAUUAGACCACACCUCUUCUCAUUACAGAGAUGCACAUCACCUAAUAUGCUUAAUUGGUAGUAGGCUUUCGAGCCUAUACAGCUUGGAGUAAGACAACAUGCAUAAAGAGGAUGAUGUGGUCAAAAUACUCAUUUGCCUAAUAAUUCUGCACUCCCUGUAGUGUGAUAAAACCAGCAUUUAGAUGGUUGAAUUGCAUAUUGCACGUGUGUGUGUGUGUGUGUGGAAGUUCCAAUUACUGCUGAAUAUUAACAAAGUAUGUCUUGACACUUUUUAAUGGUGUCACUGACUCCUUAAAAUUUUGUGUGUGUGUACCCUUGUGUGCAUUUGGUGUAGCACACUUUAGUGGCAUUUUUAUGCACAAGCACUUCCGCGAAAAAAGAAAUUUGUGAUACACUUAAGUCUUUGAAGUGCUACGCAAUCUUUAAGUUGAUAGACUAGAUAUAGAAUGCAAAGUCACACACUUAGACUGGAAGAAAGGAGAUUAAGUCUAAGGCAAAGGAAGGGGGUUUUCUACUGUAAGAAGAAUAAGGAUGUAAAAAUUCUCUACUUGAAUAGGUGGUUUUAUCAGUCUAUACAGAGUUUUAAACAGCAACUGGAUGAAUUCUAGCAAAAGUGUAAUAUUCAGGGAUAUAAUUUUAAUGUGGGGUAAUGGCUUCUUGAUUUAAAGUGUGUGUGUGUGUGUGUGUGUGUGUGUGGCCUAUAUAACUCCUGUCACCUUAACAGCUUGAGCAUAUUGACGUUAUGGGGGCAGGUGUGUCCAGUAUGGAUUUACAACGGUUGUAUAUGGCAUACACUCCACUAGAUGGCAGUACUAUUGUCCAGACUCUAGGCUGUUCCUACACUGCUGCUAUGGGCACUAAAUGUCCUAGAGCUGUAUAGUACACAAUGGGCAACUUACUGAAGCUACUCAAAACUGGCUUGUUCUCUGAACUACCAACAUUUCUCUUCUCCUCCCUGCCCCCUCUCCCACCCCAAAUUCCCCCAACGCUCAUUUUGUCACCACCCUAAAUGAAUACUUUUGCAGAAUGUGACAGAAAGCAUUGUGAAAUGCUGAGGUAAAUGGUAGGAAACUGAACUUUUCUACAGGGUAGGAUUGGGUUUGCUGUGUGAGAUGACUGUAGUGAGAGGCCAUGAGCGAAAAAUGCUUGCACUGUUUCUUCAGCUCUCAAAUUCUUUCAUCUAGUGGCAAAGGAAAACAAUACACCUACUCAUGCCUGCCUCUCAACUGACUGUUCAGUGAGCUAUUGCCUGUCUGAUAAUAAAUAUCUUGCAAAUUAGUCUACAGGCACACUUUGCCAAUAUAAACUUUUACUGUAUGGUAGUGGAAUUUACAAAUUAAAACGUGUCUUUUAUUUGGAGUACUGACAAUGUUAAUAUGCAUCUUUAAUAGGUUGGAGUUCUGUUACUUAAUAAAACCUAUUCUUUGAAACUUAAUUUUGUUAGAACUACCAGAAAAUUGGACCGAUACCAGAGAAACCUUGUUAGAAGGAAUGCUAUUUCAUCUCAAAUAUCUGGGCAUGACUCUAGUUGAACAACCCAAAGGAGAAGAAUUAUGUGCAGCUGCAGUAAAAAGGAUAGUUGCAACAGUAAGUUUGUGUGUACAUUUCUGUAAAACCUUAGAGAGGGGGUGGUUUAUUUUUUUUUUUUUUUUUUCUCCCCUCUACAUUAAGGACAUUGACAGAUGUGUGAUAUAUAUUCAAAGCUCUGGCACUCACCAUAAAAAAAAUUUAAAAAAAAUUCCCCGGUGUCUCCAGCGCAUAUAUAAGUAAGAAAUAAAUGGAGCACUCCUCAGGGAUUUUAUUUAUUUUUCUUCGCGGUGUUUGUUUCUUGCACAACUUUAUCUGUAUUCAACCAGAAGUGUCAGACUUUAUCUGCAGCCAUCUAAACGGAGUAGCAUUGUUAUAUGAACUCUAGCCUGCUGACACUGUCAAAAUAGAAAUGCAAUGUUGUCUACACGUUGACUGUCCACAGUGGAGAAGCUGUAGAUGCAAAAUGUUGGAGACUUCAUUUAAAUGAACUAAUUGCCCAAAUCACUGUCUUUUCGAUUUAAACUAAAUGCUUGAAGGUUUUCAUUUUGUGUUUAACCCCUUAAGGACCAAACUUCUGUAAUAAAAGGGAAUCAUGACAUGUGUCGUUAAGGGACACUCCAGGCACCCAGACCACUUCUGCCCAUUGGAGUGGUCCGGGUGCCAACUCCCACUACCCUUAACCCUGCAAGUGUAAUUAUUGAAGUUUUUCAUAAACUGCAAUAAUUACCUUGCAGGGUUAACUCCACCCAAAACAUUUCAGCAAGUUGUAAUGAUUCAGUGGUCCAUAGUGUCCCUUUUAAAAGACGAAAUAUUGAUGGACGGUCAAAUGCAUUCUUUUGGCAUUGAUGUCUGAGAUACGUGGCCUUUUGUGUCUAAAUUUAUUCAUUUUUUUUUUUUUUUUAAACUCUUUCAAAGGCUAAAGCCAGUGGGAAGAAACUACAGAAAGUUAUCCUUAAAGUGUCUCCUCGAGGAAUUAUUUUGUAUGACAGUGGAACAAACAGUUUAAUAGAAAAUGUUUCCAUUUACAGGUAAGUCAUAUAAAAUAUCCUUGUCACAAACAUGGGCUAUAGGCUCGAGACAGUGGGGAGUGUGGAAGUGAAAGGGUUAAUGACACCAGAUCCCUGGUUAGUCCCAGCAACCUCUAAAUUAACCCCUGCAAUGCCUCCUACACAAACAACCUGGUACACCAUUUACUGCCACCACUAAGACUUUAUAUCCGGGCAUCUUAGGUUACCCCAUACACAGUAGAAUUAUAAUAUUAAAACAUUACUUUACUGAUCAGACAUAUAUAAUUAACCCUUUUGUAACAUGCUUUCCUCAGGAGAGUGAGCUCCUAGAGAACAAACACGAGCUGAUGUAAGUAAACAUUUAAUGACAAAGAUUCACAGUGCUGUAUACAGAAAUAUGACAUACCGAAACAGCUAACAAGUUGCAAAACAGUCCAAAAAUAGGAGAAAACAAAAGAAAUCCUUGCAUAUAUGUACACUUUUUGUGUGUCCAAAAGAACUCCCAUUGUAUAAUCUGACUUACUGGUUGUUUAAGUGGCCAGACCCCUGGAUGGAUCUGGCAAUUGAUUGUCCACUCUCAGACCUGUGAUGGGCACAAGUGUGAAACACCAUAGGCUUCUCAAAAUGUGCCACUUACAGAAUACCUCCUAGAAUUGUUCUCAUCCUAUUCCUCCAAUUCUUGUGGUUUUAGAGAUCACACAUGCAAACUUUAAUUCCUUGGAAAGUCCAUAAUGGUUUCCCAUGACCAGCACACCUUCCGCUGGGCAUGUUUGGUACUAAACAAAUGGAUAUAACCUGGGCGAGCUGAAUAUAUAUUCAUAUUGGGCGAUCUCAUAAUAUACAUGUUCUCCAUAUUUCCUUACAUGAUGUCGUCUGAAUAACCCAUAGUCAGAGGCUUCUCUUCAGUUAUCUGUUGGCCCCUGACGAAGGUGCAUCUUUCUGCACCGAAACGUACGUUGGGCGUUUUUUCUGCACUGGUGUUUGGAGCACCAUGAUCACCAUCUAAUUUAACUUUAUUUUAUAUCGUUUUCUUCUUUUCUUUCCUAUGCCUAUCUAGCUAGCUUUACAGGGAGAGAGGCUUUAUUAAUGCUAAUUAUCAGUCUGUUUUGACUGAUUUUUUUACUUCUAUUUUCAGUCCUUAUCUCUCUCUGUUUUUCUUAAUAUGUUUCUAGUGUGACCAGGAUACUUCCUAGGAUGCAUGGAUUAUAGAGAUUUAGCUACUGUAUACUCCUAUCCCUAUAGCAGAUCACAAUAAAGCUUAAUUAUAAGGGGGAGUGAGGUUAUCUUUUUUACUACCUCUUGAUCUAUACUACCCUGGGCUGGCAUAGGAUUGUAGGUUCACUUGUAUAUACUUUGUUUAAUUAGGGUCUCUGACCAUAUUAUUUCUAAUAGCCAGGUUCUAUAUUUGGAACAUCGCGCUAUACAUAGAUAUAUUUUUUUCCAGUCAAUGCAGUAAGUUUCAUUCAUAUAAUUGAGACUGUCUGCAUAUUUCUUUGUUUUUGUGUUUAUAUUUGGGGUUAAGCCCCUCUGAGACAGCUGGAGUCUCAUACUGGUACGUUGGUCUCUGCGUGACCCCUGCAGCCACUGCCCCCCUUUUGGGGAGGUUUUGAGGUGGUGGGUGCGGCGGCUAUACAGGGACUUGGAACGUUGUGUUCCUUGCUCUCCUAGCUUGCCACAAGCUCCUGGAGGAGCCUACUUGCCAGACUAUGGGCCCUGCAGUGAAACCUGUAAAAACUACCAAACUUGACCAACUGUUGGCACUGAUUUCCCUAGAACUGUUCUGGGCAAGAGGCCAUGCUUGUGGUCGGUCAAAACUAGGACCCCAGGAAAUUCCAGAACCAAUCUGGGUGAUUUUUGGAUAUGUUGUUCACCCAGAUUGGGGCUGUCAGGGGAUAUGUUGGUUUGUCUGGUACUUUCUGAACUUUGUGACAAUGGUUAUAUAAUUUAUUUUAUUUUUUUUGGCCUGGAGAUUGAGUUACUUACAGGACUUUACUCCAUUAUCUCCUAAGCAGAGUGGAGGGAUUGUGUGCUGUACAUGGGCAUGUCAGACUGUUUGUUCUGAUUGGUUUAUGUCCUUUGUGUUCCUGGGGGGAGGAGGCGAAAGACGUAGGCUCCGUGAGUUGGCCAUGUUUGUAGGAAUGCAUCCCUACUGCACUGUCUGGUAACCAACUGUAGAAUAGUGAUGGUUGGUGCAGGAUGCAAAGAGGUCUAUCCCCACAGGUCCCCAGAGACUGUCUAGGUUUGCAAAUAGUUGGGAUCUAGUUGCCAAAUGCUGCUUUCCAGUGGCACAAUAAGAAACCUGUUAAGUUGGUGUUCCCCGAGAGGUGUUCUGCCAUCAACAUGUUACGAGGGAGGCAAUAAUCGAAUAUCUCCUUCGUAAGCUCUGUCGACGUUUGAGAACGUGUGCCUCCUAGAUGGUUGAUAUAGUGGACUGCAGAGACACUGUUCAUGCAGAGUAGAAUACAGCAGUUCGAUCUUCCCUGUGCCAGGCUGUGUAUGCGAAGGGCCCCUGCCAGCAACUCUACCUCAAUUUGCAUAAGGGGUCUUGUGUCCUCCCCAAUCACCCAUGGAUGUUCCUCAAUCUGUGGUUCCCCAGCCCAAUCGGCUAGCGUCCGACUCGGCACAAAAUCCGGGUGAGUGCCAAAUAUGGCUCGACCGUUCCAAGCCACCAUGAGAGUUCUUGGUUCACUUCCUCUGUAACUGGAACCGCUUGGUCAUACGUAGGAUUCUUCCUGAAGUAGCGUGCUUUCAACCGUUGCAUGGCUUAAUAAUGCAAUGGACCCAGGAAAAUCUCUUGAAUCGAGGAUGAUAGAAGUCCCACGACACAUGCAAGAAGUUGGAGGGGAAAGAGUGUCCUGACAUAUCUUGCAAAUCUCCAUUGGCUGAUAUUUUAAGAGUGUAGUUGUAGUGUACAGGAUUGAACAUCUAUUUUGACUCCUAGGAAUUGGAUACACUGAGAGGGGGUCAGAAUUAUUAUUAUUUUUUUUUUUUUGGACCAUGAAGCCUAGUGAUUCCACUAGUUCCACUGUUUGUUUUCUGUGAUAGCAGUUGUGUAUGGACUUGACCCAGGAGCAGAAUGUUGUCUAAGUAAAUUAUACAUCGAAUUCUCCAUUGACUAAGGUGGGCCACCACUGGUUUCAGAAUUUUUGUAACGCGCCAUGCACUCCAACAGGAGUCAGGUGAACUGCCAUGGAUCUCCGUUUCACAAAAGUGAUGCAUUAUCUUGCACUUAUCCACAUUAAAUGUCAGUUGUCACAACUCUGACCAUUUUUCUAGAUUACCUAAAUCAUUUGCCAUGUGGCUUAUCCCUCCUGGAACAUCAACCCUGUUACAUAUCUUAGUGUCAUCAGCAAAAAGGCAUACCUUACCAUCAAGACCUUCUGCAACAUCACUAAUAAAAUUAAAGAGAAUGGGUUCAAGUACAGAUCCCUGAGGUACCCCACUGGGGGCAAGCCCAUGCCUCAAAUAUACUCCACUGACUACAACACUCAGCCACUGCCUUACCCAUUCAACAAUAUUUGAAUCCAAACUCAAAGAUUGCAGUUUAUUGAUCAGCAUUCUAUGUGCAACAGUGUCAAAAGCCUUUCUGAAAUCUAGGUAAACAAUGUCUACUGCACCACCCUGAUGUAUUAUUUUAGUCACCCAAUCAAAAUAAAUCAAGAUUAAUUUGGCAUGAUCUCCCUGAAGUGAACCCAUAUAAUUUUUAGAUGUUCAGCAAUCCUAUCCUUUUAACAUGGUUUCCAUUACUUUACCCACUACUGAAGUAAGGCUUACUGGCCUAUAGUUGCCCGACUCCUCCCUAUUACCUUUCUUGUGAAUGGGGACAACACUUGCUAACUUCCAGUCUUCUGGGACUACUCCUAUUAACUGAGAGGUAAUCGUCCUUGAGGCCUAGGUGGGUGGGGUGUCCAAUCCCUGGAGCGCAGAUGUGUAUAUUCCUCGGGUCAAACAUGCGUUGCCCUUUAGUGUUGCUGAAAAUUUCCUUCAGGUUGACCGGUGGUAACCGAAGUGUCUGGGCCUCACCCAGAAACAUUUCACUGACCUAGGGAUUGGAAUUCUACAACUUGUCUUCCGAGUUGGAAGCGUCGUCUUGCCAUUCCUCUAGAAUGGAGAGGGAUGGGGGUACAUCUUGUGGAAAAGUCAAAGGUGCUGGGUGAGAUCAAUGCUCGCGUCUGCAGGCUUUGCCUUUAGAGGGACCUGUCUUAGAUUCUUUGCACUUUCGGUGGCAUUUAGCCUGGUGGGAUUGGCCUUUGGAUGAAUCAUCCGAUUCUUCUGCUGCCUUGUUGGAUUGGGCGCGUUUCGUAGUUUGCUUAGAAGUGUCUAGGCGCAUGGGUAGGGCUUUAGCCAAGGCCUUUUACACAAACUCAGUCAAAGCAGUGUUAAUUAGGGCUUGCAAAUCGUUGGAGAGCUGGGUGUCUUCUAUGCUAUGUUCCAUUGUAUAAGAUAAUGUAUAACUAUGGGGCUCACCCAAGUAUAGCAGAAUAUAUCAACAAAAAUAGUGAGGCAAAUAAAGCGUACAGACUGCUAGGGGACACAGUGCCGUUAUUAAAGCCACGUCUGUCUCUCAAUAAGCAAAGUGUGUGACACUCUGGGGCUCACCCAGAUAAAGAGGGAGAUUGCAUGCAUGAACUAUGGGGCCUCACCACGAACCGGGAUUCUACCUAACUGGCCAUCCCACACCCUAAAGGUUAACGCCAACCUUAACAUUCAGUAUGCUGAAUGGGGCAGUUGGUACAACAAAUAUCCAAUAUUUCUCAGACUGCGUACGUGGUCUAACCCAAUCUGAAUAGGAAACGCAAGGGUUUAAGUCACGUUCAAUGUGCGAACAAAUAUACGAUUAAACAACCUCAGUGUAUAGUGUUCAGCGCCGCAAACAUGGCCAUGUACUGGAGCAUUCCCGGCAGUCGAUGGUAAAGUGUGUUGGGUGUAAUGGGCACAAUAAGGAGAGGGAGCCACCCAGUUGUGAAAAGUGCUGGAAUGGACUCCUAGGGUGUCCAGGACCCGUGAUAACCUCCCCAGUGCCACAAUGAAAUAACUUACGAAAGAAAAUCCACAAUAAAGGUGUAUAAAAGCAUGGAAUAAAGUAAUAAACCAAUUAAUAUAAAGUUACAAUAGUAACAUCAAAAGUAACGUGAUGGAGCAGCAAAGAAAGAGGAAGUAGCUUAGUGGGAGGAGCUUAUUAUACCUUAUCCUUGAAUCUUUUUUUUUUUUUGAGUUCACUGCUCACGACCAAUGCUGGAUUGUCAUGCCACUGUUUAUCAGGUUGUGUGAAUAUUUAGAUUUGGUGAAACCCUUGGGGUGAGAUGCAUAAUCAUGUUUCUCUGAGGUCCCAUCCCACUGAGCCACUACUGCAUUGAUCUGCUUUAAUUUUGGAAUUUAAAAAUAAAAAUGUAUAGUAUCCCACUGAACAGGGCUUGAACAUUGUGUACUAAUCUAGCCAGAUCUUUCUGGAUACUCGGUGGUUUGUAUUUGGAUGUUGAACUUUUUGAACCUGUGGUAUUAGGUGAGAUGGACUGUAUGACAAUAUAAAUGUCUUUAUUGUAGGAUAUCUUACUGUGCUGCUGACAAAAUUCAUGAUAAGGUCUUUGCUUACAUCGCUCAGAGCCAGCUGAAUGAAACAUUGGAAUGCCACGCGUUUCUAUGUACGAAGCGGAAAAUGGUAACGUUAAUCUGUUGUACUAAUCACUAUCUGUAACGCAAACAUUGGUGCCAAUCACUUGGGUGGUGAAAUAGUUUUGGUCUUAACUGGCUUCACAUUUUUGUGGGGUGCUAAAAAAUCUAAUCUGUACAUGUUCCAUAGUUCAUUUUGGUAUUUGUUAACAUACAGUUUGUUUAACACGGAUAUCUGUCUGCAUUUCCAUUAUUGGUUAUUAAUAAAUAUAAUUUGGCACCCUUUAUAAUAUCAAACGGGUUAACACUGUACAAUGAGACGUUGCUAGGGUAUUCCACACACUAUAUAAGAAUCUUUAAUGAUCCAGUGCUUAUGGUAUCCAUUUCUUCAUGAAAUGCCAACAUUAAAAGAAUAAUCAUUACGUAAACAUGCUGACGGUUUUCUUUUGAUGGGAAUUGUUACAUGCAGGAUUGAAAAUAACUGGAUAAUAAACUUUUCCUUACUUGCUAGUAAGUAAACGGUCUGCAGUAGCACAUUUUUUAAUAGUCUCCCAGAUUAGAUUUACAAGGUUAGGUGUAGGCUUCAUACGUAAUAAUGCCAAAGUUCUAAUCUUUCAAGGCUAGCCCAUCAAAAGACCAUAUGGUUCAGAAAACCUUAGUUUGAAUGUUUAGAGAUGCGCUGCUUAGUCAUAAUUGUAAUAGUAAAGUGUACAGUAGCAGACUCUUGUGUCAAUGGACGCUUUUCUAUAUGUUACUGUUGGAUAACAUUGCAUUCUAUGCUGUCAAACGAGCUCUAAAUCUUUAGACUACGGUUUCAAGUGAACUUAAUACAUGUGGUGCUUAAAAGUAUACUAUAGGCACCCGUGAAUAUCAAUAGUGAGCCCCAUGGAAAAAAAACCUGCCAGAUGUGACUUGUCCAUGAUCUAUUGACCUUUACAGGCCCGUGGAUUUCUCAGGUUUUGCCUGGCCCUUCUAGUUUAUAACGGAUUCUCAAUACUUUGUAUGUAUUAAAGUGAUUUAAAUUCAAAACGGCAGACUUUAACUGUGACGCUUCAGAACACCGUAGUAAAUGUUCCCCCACAGUUCCAUACAGGCAGUUUCUGAUUAGAAUAUAUUUCUAGACAAAAUUGACUGAUUUGUUUUUCUGGCCCCUCACCACCUAUAACUUCUUCAGUUCUUGCCAAAUUACCCAAACCUCAAGGGACACUACAUGACCAAUAUAAAAUAUCACUGUUUAGUAGACCACCAAUGAGAACCUUUUUUUUUUUUUUUUUUUUCAUUUUCAUUGGUGGAUAUAUCUAAAACAUUUGCAAAAGCUGCAGAUCUGGUCAGAAAUUUUUGCAAGGCUGCCCAGACCAUCUAUGGUUGUCCAAACUUCCCAGUGCAGCUUAUUCGAAAGUCUUUGACAGUAAAGUGCUUUCAGCAAUUACUGACACUGUAGGAUGGCUCCAUUGAGCUAAUCAAACCAGGAACAUGACUUGUCUGCAGGUUUCAAUAGAAAUUUUACACAUUGUAGAAGUGACUUUUUUUUUUUCUUUUUUUUUAUUUAUUUUUUUUCUCUCCAUGUUGGUGGAUGUCUGCAGGACACAAAUUCCUUAUAUCUCAUGGGAAUCUAACGUUGUCUUUCAAGUCGAAGUGUUGUGUAUUGUAUAACAUUCAGAGACUUACAAUAACAUGCUAUCCUGCAGGAAUUUGAAUCAAAGUGUUAUUCAACAGUAAUAUGACUUCUGAACAAGUCUCGGCAGUUCAUAUUCAGCCAAAAAUAGAACAUCUGCUUUAGUGCAGUAUGGGAAUAAAGCCAAAAAUAGAUUAUCACAUGACAGUGGGGGUAAGGGAGGCUAGUAAAAAAGGUCAAAAACCACUACAAAUAGUUGGCACUCUACCGCAGUGUAGUGUAAGGAUACUGUAACAGUUCACUGUAUUUUUCCCCUCUUCAUCAAUCCUCUCAGGAAGAGGUUUGUAUAUCCUGAUCUUGUAGGUCCUAUUCUACUGUAGUGCAGUGUUAAUGGAAAGGAAUAUAAUUGUGUAACAGGAGCAAUAAUAGUAACAUCGCCAUACUAGAAGCCAGUAUAAAGCCUCAAAUUAGAGUCUCCGCAGUGUGAGAGCUGCGUGUGCAGAAGCUCAAAAAUAGAGCAUCAUGUGUGUAAAGUAACUGGAGAGAGGAGGGCAGUGGGAAACCUCAGAGCUAGUUUAUAAAAGGUGUUAAAGCAUGAUCUUCCGUGUAGAUACAUUCAAUGAAUGGACUGCAGUGCAUGGCAAACGAAGCCCACACAAACUUUUUUUUUUUUUUUUUAUCUAUAUCAUUAACAUGGCAUCCAUCAGAAUUUUAAUCACUUAAAGGUACACUAGGCACCCAGACCACUUCAGCUCGAUGAAGUGGUCUGGGUGCCAGGUCGCCCAGGUUUUAACCCUUCAGCUAUAAACUUAGCAGUUUAAGAGAAACUGCUGUUUACAUUGCAGGGUUAAUCCAACCUCUAGUGGCUGUCUUCCUGACAGCCGCUAGAGUCGCUUCUGCGACGCUGCAUGCAAAAUUCGCAUCCACGUCCAUAGGAAAGCCUUGGGAAAUGCUUUCCUAUGGACUGUUUGUGCGUGGCUCUUGCCACGCAUUCCGCUCCACUCGGGAGCCGGCGGGGGAGGAGAGGUCACCAGUGCCGAGGGAGCCUGGCGCUGGAUAAAGUGGCUGAAGGGCUUUUAACACCUUCAGCGCCAAGGGAGAGGGAUCCUGAGGGUGGGGGGAGGUCCUAAGGAUGCUAUAGUGUCAGGAAAACAAGUUUAUUUUUCUGACACUAUAGUGAUCCUUUAAUACUUUCUUGCUCCACUCAAUCUGUAUAUCUGCAUCUUGUGUUGAAAAUGGGUCAUGUGGAACCUGGAAAUCCCUUCAGGUGAUGUUUUAUAUUUAUUUUUCUUAUGAGUAAUGGUGUCAAAAAUUACCAUAAGCCAUAAUUUCUAUCACUUGUGCACUAUUGUGGUGAAUUAAAAGGUGAUGUCCUGCCAGUACAAAUAUUAAUCAAAGUACUUAAAGGGACACUAUAGGCAUAAUUCGUUUUGGUGUAUAGAUGUCACUGCAGUCUCACAGCUCAAUACUCUGCCAUUUAUGAGUUAAGAUACUUAUUUGUCUAUGCAGGCCUAGCAAUACCUCACAGCCUGAAUGAAAAAGGUUUCAUAUUCAAUCAGAUGUGAACGUUAUCUAAAAGAUGUGUGGUUUAAAAAAAAAAAAAAAAACUUGCAGGGACAGGUUGUAGUUCUGGUGACUAUAAUGUACCUUUUUUUUAUUUAUUUUUUAUUUUUUAUUUAUUUUUUAUUUAUUUUUUAUUUAUUUUUUAUUUUUUUAUUUUUAACUGCUCCACUGCUAUGAGACUGCAGUGGCAUGAUCUACACCAAAAUAACUUCAAUAAGCUAAGGUUGUGUCUGUAGUGUCACUAAAGUUGGAGAGCUUUGGCUGGUUUGUUUUAAAAUAUACUCUUUGUAAUAGAAGUAGGCAAUUUUUUUUUUAUUUUUUUUUUUUUCUGAAUGCAUCUUGGGGAUGCUCAUAUGGGGUUUAUGAUCUAUAUCACUUACCCAAUUUAUUUUGUGUGGAAGUAUUGACUGUAUUUGGUGUAAUGGACAAAUGUACGGUUUCAGUUUUCUCUUCUCUCUGCCUCCUCAGGCGCAAGCGGUUACAUUGACUGUGGCUCAAGCCUUUAAAGUUGCUUUUGAAUUUUGGCAAGUAUCACGAGACAGUAAGUACACUUCAUGUGUGGUUUUGUUUUUUUAUCGCCACUUCCCCCUCAGCUAGUUAACUGUUUUGCACAUCUGUCAUAGGUACAGAAAACCAGUGCACAGGUAUAUAGCAAAAAGCCUACAUUUUAUUUAUUUUGCCAAGGACGGUUGGCUUUAUACUCUUCCUUCCUAAACUUUAUGGCAUGUAUAAAUGCCAAGACAGACAUUUUAAAAAAUAUAUAUUUUUUUUUUUUUUAUUUGUGCCACGUCUAAACUGAUUGACAGACAAAACUUGUUUAAUGUGAGCAGGGAGCUGGUCUGUUGGUAAUACAGCCAAUUUGAAUUGGUAAGCAGUGUCUCAACCUAUUUUUGGGCUCUUGGAAAUUAAGGACCAAUUGCUCAGUUGUUGUGGCACUGGCUUAUAUAACGAAUAUUAUAAUUUUAAUAUAGAAUUAAACAAGAAGUAACUAACUUUAAUUCUUGAUAUUCUGGUUGAAUGUGGAUAGGAAAUACACAAAGCAUUGUAAUAUUAAAAUGUCACUUUAAUAUAAUUAUAGUAACAAACGGCUGUAACAGCACAAUGUCAAUUUACCUUAAUUACAGCAAGUAACCGGUACACACAUGCUAGCUGUAAUAAUGGAUUACAGAAAAAUACAAAACCACAAUUGUAAUUUACAAAAGCCACAGCCCUUGGAGUCAGCUGAUGGUAGUCUACAUUCUACACAGUCCAAAAGAGUCUUACAUUUGGUUUUUAUUCCCAGUGGGAUGCUGUCUGGGAGGCAACUUCCCUAAAGUAGGCUGGCCUUUGAUGUCACUGCCAGAAGCACAUGGCUAAAGAAAAUAUAUAAUGAAAAUGACUUGAUUCCUAUAUACUGCCCCUAGUGGUGCCUAUGCCUGCCUUAGUUUUUAAAACUACAGCUUGAAUGUUUUGUCAUUCUAAAAGCAUUCCAAAGGUAUGCAAGGGAGUUGUAGUUCUACAUCUGGGAAAGGAAGUUUUUGGGCACCCCUGCUCUAAAGCAUUAACCUUGUUUUAUUUAUGGCAUAAAAUGAACACCUACCAGACUUUGUAAUUUUUAAGCUUGUCAUGUCUGUACACCACUUACCUUUUGAGUAUAUAUUUUUUUUUUUUUUAAUGAUGCUUAAAGUAGCUAGUUCUCAAUUUAUUUUUACUUUCCUAGGUAAAGAAAAGAGGGAGAAAGCUGGCUCAGAUGGUGAGGGUGCUAGUAGUUCUCAAUCAGAUGGUUCAUCAAGUAUUACCAGUCUUAAAGCAGGUGAGUUGUCUAGCAUGGUGUAACUUUGGUAUUUUGCAUACUAUAUAAGCUAUAAAAUUGUUCAUGUGACUUGUCUGCACGUAUAUAAAGAUCACUUUUUUUUUUUUUUUUUUUUUUUUUUUGGGGGGGGGGGGGGGUGGAGGAAGGAAUACAAUUUUACUGUUACUUUUUUUUUAAAAAGUGUUUUUUUUUUAAUAAAAAAAAAACCUUUCACAGCAAUACCGUUUAAAAACCUUUCGCUGACAUGCAUUUGUGUCUUAAAGACAUUUGGAUCUUCAUAUCUAGAAACUUUUUUUAUUUGGCUAGAAAGGGCACUAGUUUGUUUCCUGUGUUAUUGCUUUUCUUUACAAAUGAAAGCUUCAUGGUAUUUGACCUUUCUUUCAGCUACAGGUAACUUGCUUGAGAUGGAAGACCAAACCAAAGCGUUAGAAAUGUUAAACGCCAGCGACAAUCACUUUGACGAGCUAUUCAGACAAAAUGCUGGCACAGAGAACAAUAACAUAGUAUGGGUAUGCAUUUAACAUCUUCACUUACCCUAGUGUGUGUAUGUAUGUGUGUAUCUUUCAAGAUAAAUUUCAUCUGUUUCUUUAUUGAGCAAUUACAAAUUCACACAACGUUCACAUCAAAAGGGAACGUUGUGUGAAUUUGUAAUUGCUCAAUAAAGAAACAGAUGAAAUUUACCUUGAAAGACUCCUGAGUGCGCUCUACUGGUAUUGUAUACAAUGUUUGGCUGGAGACCGCACCAGAGCAUUAAAACACCGGGAGCAGCGAGUGCUGGGACGUGUAUGCAUAUACUUUGAAAUAUUUUUUUUUUUUUUCUGCACAUUUAAAAUCUGCCUAAUAUUAAUGCUGAUCUCUCCUCUCCCCCUAUAUUCUCUUAUCUAGGAAUUGGAUGAUGGACUGGAUGAAGCAUUUUCAAGGUAAAUUUUAGAAUCCAGUAGGCACAAAGAUUCUAUGUAUCGAAACACCAUGUCUGUUUGUGUUAGAACCCAAAACUUCUGUGUGUUUAUUUUUGCUUGAUAGGUACAGAAAACUUGCUUGGCCUCAAGCUACUGACCAGGCUUGCUGUAGCAAUACCUCUUUAAUGGUUACUCAACAUAAAAUAAAACCGUUUACAAAAUGUUCAUAGCAAAAUAUACUACUCAUGCAAACUCCAGGCUGAAGUGGUCAUAGUGCUUGGAGUAAACCUUUCUAUAAUUGGUCACACUCUUUCAAGAAUAAUUGUAAAGUUCAGUGACACUGCUUUGUUCCUAGCUAUGAAUAUGGACCAUAAACUCACCACUAAUAAAUGUAAACCCAAUAUUUGCACAUAAAGCAUUGCGCUCAUUCCCAAAUGGGUAUUGCAUAAUGUCUUUUCUUCACUGCAACGUGUGUGAUCACUGUCGUAUUGUAGCAUAUAGUGAUUACUAAAAAUGCAGAUGGUGUUUAUUCAGUUAACUACUGUUUUUUUACUUCUGUAGUAAUGUAAAAUAUCAACAGUAAAAGGCCUAUUCUAAGCACCAAAACAUUAGCUUAUUGAUGCAGUGUUGGUGUAUAGAUCAUGCCUCUGCAGUCUCACUACUCAAUUCCAUUUUGGCAUUAAAUGACCCUUAUUUCUGUUUGCUGCAGCUCCAAACACACCACCUCCAUUGGCUAUAACUGAAAUUAAACCUUUUCAUGCAGGCUGUCAAUCAGAUGGCAACUUGCUUCAGACUUUCUCUCCUCCUUUGUAAAUUAGACUUUAAUUACUCACAGGAGGCUCCUGCAAGGUUAAUAAACCGUGCAAUAAAAGAGGUUUAAACAUCAGAUUUUUACAGGAAGUUUUAGGAAGGCUGCAUGGAGGUGUGACUUGGCUCCUCAGUUGCAGAUAACUGAGCAGGGGCAUGAUCUCUACACCAAAACUUCAUUAACCUAAGGUUGUUUUGGUGACUAUAGUGUCCACUUAAGGGUUUGGUAAAUGGAAUGAAAACACUGAGUAUCUUGUUGCACAGAAGCAGGUGUUGCAUGUUCAAUUCAUGAUAUAGAUAUAUCUAUCGUUUCUUCACAUUUAAUCUUAAAACUAUUGGAAUAUCUAUUUUGGGGUGUGGUGGUUUUCAUUAAAUGUUUUUAUUUUUUCUUCUCUGAAUUGGACAAUUGUCUUCUUUGUAAACACAAGAUAUGUGGAAACAGAUAUGGUAAUCUAAUAAAUUCCAGAAACUGAUGUGUGUAUGUGUGUAUGUGUUACAUUACCCUGGGGUGCUCAGCUGGAAGCUGGGCAGAUGUGCUAAGCUGGUAGUGGGAGAGCUGUGAUCUCACUGCUUGCGUGCCGCAGAGUGAUGUUGGGAGCCAGAGUGAUGGCUCAAAUGUGGCUAGCCAUCCAGCUCUGGGGGGGGCGCACCUUAAAAAGAGGCUAGAAAGGCAUUUUAUUUUAUUUUUUUGCCGUCCAAGGUAAAUGCCUUCUUAGCCUUUCGGAAAAUAAAUCGCUGCACAAGAGCUUGGGUGCCAGAUAUUGCCUGCUUUUCAAACCGAGAGAGAGAUAUGAAAUAUAAUAUAAUUUUUUUAUAUAUAUAAUUUUUUUUUUUUUUUUAAUCCGAUCUUACAUGCUUAGGUACUAUGUAAAUGCCAAAUAAAAGUGACUUUACCCUUGAUCAAUUUUCAGACUUGCAGAGUCCAGAACCAACCCACAAGUUCUUGACAUCGGAUUAACUGCAAACGACCUUCAGGGUGAAGAAUGCUUAUCUCCUUCCACCUGGGACAAAGUGGAGUUAAGUCCUACAGAUGGAGAUGAACUGUUCAUGUUCUGACCUUUCAACUCUACCAAUAAAUGCAAUACUCCAGCAGAGGAUUUUGUUUAACAUGCAGAAUCACAAAAUGCACUUAUAACAGGACCGUAAAACCAAAGCCUUGGCACACAAAUAUAUAUAUUUUUUCUAUUUCUUUGUGGAAAAAAUGACCAAUGCAAGCACAUAUUGUAGUGAAUACAGCUUGUUCAUUUUUGUUCUAAAAUGCUUUAAAAGCAAGUGUUAAUAAUCUGCUUAAGGUGCCCUUUACAUUUUAGAGCACAAUCAAGAAUCUACAUCCUUUUAGCAGGAGUAUCUGUUACAAGUGGGGUUUUAUAACAGAAGUCCCACAAAACCGCUUUGAUUCCAUAACCUUUAAUACACGUCUUCAAGGUCUUAUUCUGAUGCACUUGUCUUCCCUGAAGACACAGUAAAGACAAAAUAUGUUGUAUUCGGUGUACAAAGAAUAAUUUCCAACUAGACAUUUGGCCCUACAAUGACUUGUGCAUUUAAUUGCAACAUUUUUGUUACUUGAAAACUAAACACCAUGUGUGCCAAAGUUUAGAAUAAAUACCUACUCUGCUAUAGUCACAGAUUGACUACUUUAGCUACAAUUUUGUAACUGGUUUUGAAAUGACCAGUCUUGCAGUACUUUAAGUGAACAAGCAGUUUGUUUUUUUUUUUUUUCUAAAUUUCCAGUUUUUCCUCAAACAUUUGUUUACAUUGUUUCAUCAGGUUUGUUGUGGUUUUUUUUUUUUCCACUUUUUAAAUUUUUUUUUUUAUUUCACUUUUUUUCAUUUUCUUUUUUUUUUCUUCAGUUCUUAAAACAUCACAGGGUAAUUCAAACUUUCUGUAACCCACACAAUUUAUGUAAAUUAUACAUUAAUGGAAUACAUGGCUAACUUUGAUAAUACUAUACAAACUGUUGGUUAGAUAAACAAUCUUUUUGAACACCAACAGACCAGAUCUUGGCUGGAGGUGGGGUUUUGUUUUUUUUUGUUUUUGUUUUUUUUUUAUCCAGUAAUUACAUAUAAAACAUGGAAUGAUUGUGCUUUAUGGUCUGUAUACUUCUGUGUCAUUGUAGUUAGAAUUUCAUAUUUAAAUAUGACCACAUAACAUUAUAUAAACUUGUUUUUAAUUGUUUCCUUUUUAAGCAUAUUCACUCAUUGGUCACUUAGGAUAUCCAAAUGUCAGUAAAAGGUAAUUAUUUUUAAUUUCUUUAUGUAGCACUUGAUCACUUGAAAUACUAUGACACAGAACUAUACUGAUCGUAUAGUACAGAGACUCUGGUUUAUGUAAUCACUCUAAAUUUGUUCUACCCCUCCCCUUUCUCUCACCUCCCUCCAGACAAACAAAACAUUUUGUGGCUGUCAAACACCUUAAGUAACACUAAAAUGUGUAGGUGAACAAUUUUUUUUUUUUUUUUUUUUUUAAUUAGAAUAUACUUUCAGUCACAUUCUUUGCGCUUUUUUUUUAGGUUUUUGUUUUGACUGAGAACAUUUAAUGCAGGAGACAAUCAUUUAGCUGUAACAAAGAUGCUAAAAUGUAUUUGUUUUAUUAAAUCACACUGGCUAAUCUAACACUGUAAUCUCUUACUGGCAAAACCAACUUCAACAGUCUGC